UUUUAUGACAGUGAAUGUAAUGACAUCAAAGUAUUCUUGUUUACUAUUUGUGAUCUUUUAAAAAAAAAUUCGUGAAAUUCUUUACGAACGCAAUAAACCAGAGUUUUCACCUUCCAAAGAAUGGCUAUUCUGACCUCAACACGGUUACUGACUACAUUUACCGUUUGACAUAGAACUCAGCACUGGGUAUUAUUAGGAGAACUUCACAUGGACACAUUCGAAACUGCAUGUGCAAUACACAACAGAGAAUUUUGUGUAAAUAAGAUGAGUGUAGAAAGCUUCGUCAAUCAACAUAUCCAACUUCUCGAAAAAGAACGAGAGGCGGAGAUAGAGGAAACACGGCAUCUAAAUGAAAGCUUGCCACCGAAAGAGCUUCAGAGGCGAGGCGUGUGCCUACUGAAGCUCCAAAUUAAGAACCGACGCACUGGAUUGUAUGGAAGAACAGUUGUAACAUUUGAGCCAGGGGGAGGACACUUGGAGUUACCUGCCCAUAACCUGACACCAGGUGAUAUUGUCAGUCUGAAUGUCAGUUCUGCUCAACAAGGAGAUGAGAGUUUGCUGUCUGGCGUUGUCACUCAUGCAGGGAAGGCGGCCAUUAGCGUGGCUUUUGAUGAGAAGGAUUUGUUCAGUCUGGAUGAGGAUGACCUAUACAAACUCACCAAGCUAGCCAAUAAUGUCACAUAUAAAAGGCUCAAAAAUGCUCUUAACAACCUUAAAAGGGGAGAUUCUGGUGUGUCAAGUAAACUUGUUGAUGUAUUGUUUGGGGAAACAGAGUUGUCGCCUCCUUUUCAUCUUAAAGACAUACACCCAGUAAACACUCAGUUAGAUGAAUCCCAACAAGGUGCUGUUCAGUUUGCUCUUGCUCAACCAGAGGUAGCUAUUAUUCAUGGUCCACCGGGCACAGGAAAAACCACAACUGUCAUUGAAAUCAUCAUCCAGGCCAUUAAACAGGGCAACAAGGUUUUAGCCUGUGCACCCUCCAACAUUGCUGUGGACAAUUUAUUGGAAAGACUAGCUCUUCAUAGACAGAAAGUGAUCAGACUUGGUCAUCCUGCACGAGUGCUGCCUCACAUUCAGAAAUACUCACUGGACGCCAUCUUGUCCUCCAGUGAUGAAACUCGUCUAGUGGAGGAUGUCCGAAAAGAUCUGGAUAAAAAUCUGUGUACAAUAAGAAGAACAAGGGACCGUGGAGAAAAACAAAAAUUGCGAGAAGAUAUCAAGUUUUUGCGUAAAGAAUUGAUGCAGAGAGAAGAGGCAGCUUCGAAGGAGAUCCUUAAACGAGCUGAUGUUGUCCUGGCAACACUUACAUCAGCUGACGGAAGUGGGCCAAUCAAAUAUCUUGAUAAAAAACACUUUGAUUUGGUUGUGAUUGAUGAAUGCUCACAGGCAGUUGAGGCAGCUUGUUGGAUUCCUUUAUUGAGAGCCCCUAGAUGUGUAUUGGCUGGGGAUCAUUUACAGCUUCCACCAACCAUUCUAAGCAAAGAAGCUGCCAGUGCUGGCCUUGAGAGGACCUUAAUGGAGAGAGUCCUUGACCUUUAUGAUGGAAAGGUCAUGAGGAUGCUGACCACCCAGUACAGAAUGCAUCAGCUAAUCAUGCAGUGGUCAUCUGAGCGGUUGUAUGAAGGAAAAUUGAUAGCACAUUCCUCGGUAGCUGGUCAUCUCCUAAGGGAUAUAGGCAAUGUUGAAGAAGACGAAGAGACGUCUGAACCUCUGCUGUUGAUAGACACUGCUGGCUGUCAGCUCUUUGAACUUGAUGUUCCUGAUGAAAUCUCCAAAGGAAAUGAAGGAGAAGCAGACAUUGUUAGCAAUCAUGUGGAAAAGUUGAUAAACCUUGGAGUUAAUCAGGAAGAGAUAGCAGUGAUUGCCCCCUACAACUUACAGGUUGAGCUUUUGAGAUUAAGACUCUCCAAUAACUAUCCAAAAGUAGAAAUAAAAUCUGUGGAUGGGUUUCAAGGAAGGGAGAAAGAGGCUGUAAUCAUUUCGCUAGUCAGAAGCAAUAUGAAAGGUGAAGUAGGAUUUUUAGCUGAGAAAAGAAGAAUCAAUGUCGCGGUAACGCGGGCAAGACGUCACCUAAUGGUGGUGUGUGACAGCGAAACUGUGGGGCAUGACACAUUCUUAAAGUCUUUAGUUGACUAUAUGUCAAGUCAUGGAGUUGUGAGGACAGCUCAGGAAUUUUUAGAAGCUGGGGUUGUAUAUAACAAAUUGACACGACCAGAUCACCUUAAUGACCUUUUGACCUUACCAAACAACAACAAAGGUGCAAAACCCAAGUCUGCCAAAAAGCAGCAGAAAUCACAAAACAAAAAGAACCCUGUCAAACUAGAGAGUCAAGUUCCAGCUGCAGAGAAAUAUCAGAAAACACAAGAGGAAACAAAUGAGAAGAUCAAAGAAUUUCAGGAGUAUUUAGAUAAAUUUGCACAGGAGCCCUCUUCAGAGGAACUGGAAUUUCCUUCUACUUUAAACUCGCAUGAUAGAAUGCUUGUCCAUGAGUUGUCAGAAAAGAUGGGACUGGUUCACAUCAGCAAAGGAUCUGGAAAAGACCGACAUAUUGUUGUGUCAAAACCAGGAGGCAACAGUUCAGAAUGUGUCAAAUCUACAAUGCUGUCCAUUUCUGAGAUUUCUGGUAGUGAAAGAUCAAACACCAAGGGAGAUAAGAUCUGUCUUAAGACAGAUGAAGGUGAUUUGCCAGUACAAGGUCCACCAGAAGAACUGGAUCUACAAAUUCAGAAAGAACCUGAUAAAGUGACAUGUAGACACUGUAGCAAAUCUGUGAUAAAAGCUAACAUCCAGCUACAUGAGACACACUGUUUGAGAAUACAGAGGCAAAAAUCAGCACCAAAAUCUGCUAAUUCUGAUGGGAAAAAGCAGAGGGAUGUGCCAAAAGUUCCAAAUGCACACACAGAUGUGGUAGCAAAACUUGAGAAGGUGGCUGGGGAUGAUCUGGAUAGCAUGAUAGCAGCUGUUCAGAGUGUGGACAGGGAGUGUAGUUUUAAGAAAUGUAAAACAAGUACUCAGACUCUGGGACAGGUGUGUGAAUUCUGUAGGAGGAAGUUCUGUCUUAAUCAUCACAUGCCUGAGAUUCAUGGAUGUGGGGAUGCAGCAAAGGCUAAAGCCCGAGCUACCAUCAUUAGGGAGGGGGUCCUCUACAGAGGCAGUGGGGUUCCUGACAAGAAGCCUGACCCAACACGUAAGGCUCAGCUACAGAUGAAGUUAGAUAAAAAAUUGACUGAUAUGGCUACCAAAAGACAAGGGAAGAAGCCCAAGAAGUAGAUGUUUAAUGUCUGUAGCAAGGAGUAGUGCAGUACACUUACUGACUAUAACAUAGCAUCUUCAAUGUUUUCUAAUCACCAUUUCAACAAUUUGAGUUUAUGUUUAUUUUAAUAUUGGCACUGGUUGAGCAUAAAUUGAGUAUGACUGUAAAAAAUUUCAAUUCUUAUCAUUUUAAACUAUUUUAUAUUUUUGAGCAAAGAUGAUAUGUAGUGCAUUGUUAAUGCAGGUAUGAUUCAAUAUUUCAAUAACAAAUGACAAAUAAGUUGAUGUUAAAGGGGUAAAGGGGUUUCAACAGUCUUGUUUAAAGUCAGCAUUUUGCAAAUUCUAUGGUCUUGUAAUGAUCUUGUUUGCCAAUACAGCCUCUCUUUGGGUUGACUGUUGUAUGACAUGUUCCAUAUAAAUUGGUAGACUGUUCUUUUCAUAAAGAAUUUGACUAUGGAUUACAUGAUAUAGACAGGGGGAUUGUAGUGGGUGUGACUGGGAGUGUUUGCUCCUCCUAGGCACCUGAUCCCACCUCUUGUGUUUUCUGGGAUCUCUAUCCCUUUCUUGAUUUUGUAUUUUUUAUAACAUUUAUGAGAUUGAUCACUGUUCAAAAUUUUCACCUUUUUUAUUUCAAUAGAUUAUGCAUGGAGGCUAUAGUCUGUUUAUAGUAUCCAGACCAGAUGUACUACUGCAUCCUGGUACAUGUGGGGUUUUGAUGUGUGAUUUUAAAUUCUAGAUUUAACCAAAAUAAAUGAAUAGUUUCAGAGCUGUGUUCUUAUAACAUUAACAAAUGUCGCCUUUUGAUUCAGUAUAAUGUACAAUCUAUAGAUAUAUCGACCUAGAAAAAACGCAUAUUGACCAUGCAUAAAAAUCUAGAAAUAUAUCUUAUCAUGUAUAAUGUAUAUGAUCAUGGGAUUCUGAAGAAAUUUAGAAUAAAGUUUCUCUUUACAUGCAUGUACGUACAUGUCAAAAUUAUACAAUUAACGGGGAGAAAUAUUUUCUGAAAUAUCCAUUAAGCAAAGGGCAUAUCAUUCAUUAUUCACACUAGCUUAAAGCAAAAUGAAUGUGCAUAAUCCUUCUGUAACUUAUGCACAUGGCAUGCAGUUAUUAUGGAUCGUAUUUCCGCCAUGGAAACGCAUUGAAUGCGGACGAUUAUUUACCUGGGACCACUCGUAAUUGUAACGUCCACAAAAAGCCCAUGCCGAUCAGCUAUAUUCAAUCGGGGAAAGUAUCGGAGUAGAAUAUUUACCCUGUAUUGUGAAUACUUAUUAUCCGCCACAUGAGCGGCCGAUGUGUUUAUGAAUGUGGUAGAAAAUGCGUAUGAGGAAAUGAGAAAUUAUUUUUCAUUGUUUAAGUAGAACAAUUCCUUAUCAAUUUAAUGUAUAAAAGUUGUGAAUAAAAGAUUUUAAAGAUA
Messenger RNA from Ostrea edulis (European flat oyster), 4666 nucleotides. Its product is annotated as DNA-binding protein SMUBP-2-like. The transcript has 16 exons. NCBI's taxonomy places the organism in Eukaryota, Metazoa, Mollusca, Bivalvia, Ostreida, Ostreidae. The record is from RefSeq and is a predicted model, not a curated record. Bases 208 to 3270 code for a protein of 1020 amino acids. Gene Ontology annotation, molecular function: RNA binding; 5'-3' DNA helicase activity; zinc ion binding.